Messenger RNA from Stylophora pistillata, 378 nucleotides. RefSeq lists its product as uncharacterized. Gene Ontology annotation, molecular function: protein binding. Lineage: Eukaryota; Metazoa; Cnidaria; Anthozoa; Scleractinia; Pocilloporidae. The record is from RefSeq and is a predicted model, not a curated record.
AUGCGUAAGUUGAAGAUUAUAACACCGUGCAACCAGAGUCAUUCACCCUCCAACGUCACUCACUAUUAUCUCUUUGUUUCCUUUGCCUGCCAGCUGUUGACGGCACAUCAACAAGAACUGGAAGAAAUCAUGGAAAAGAUGGACUUAGAGAGACAAAGACAGCAGGCGAACUUACAUCAGAAGCUGCUUGAAAGAAAAAAACGAAAACAAGAAGCGCAGCAGCGAAAACAAGAAAGAGAGAUGGCGAAGGAAUUGUUGGAGCAGAAGAAAGAACUGCAAGAAGUGCGCACACAACACGUAAAAGAGGCGGAGAAGCAAGCAAUGAUUAAUGGGAUUAGGGAUAACGGCUCUGAAGCUGCAGAGUUUGUCAUCAGAAAG